Molecule: messenger RNA, 1695 nt
Organism: Zingiber officinale
Lineage: Eukaryota; Viridiplantae; Streptophyta; Magnoliopsida; Zingiberales; Zingiberaceae
Exons: 7
Coding region: 73-1407 (444 amino acids)
Source: RefSeq, a predicted model, not a curated record
AAAGAUCUGUGGGCGGUGAGCGCAGCGAGAUCUCAGGGCCCCUUUCCUUGGAUACCGUCGUCGCCCACGGCGAUGGGAGAAACUAGAGCGUGCAACAGCAAGAUGGCACGGGAAAGAGUACACGACGAAGAAGAGUUCUUAGUGGGUGAGAAGAUGCGAGGGGGGAAGGCCAUGGCGGCACACGUUAGUGUGGGCUGGUGGCUGGUGGUCGCGGCCUGCUUAUCGUGCGCCGCGGCGGAGCGCGUCGGCGACCCGGAAUCGCAGCAGCAGUUGGAGGUGCGGCGGCACCUGAAGCGGUUCAAUAAGACGCCCGUCAAGAGCAUCAAGAGUCCAGAUGGAGACAUCAUAGAUUGUGUGCAUAUCUCUCACCAACCAGCGUUUGAUCAUCCUUUCCUAAAAAAUCACACUAUCCAGAUGAGGCCAAGCUUUCACCCAGAAAAAUUGUUGGAUGAUGGCAAGGCAACAUCACAGAAGGAGGCCAUGGUUCAACAGUGGCAUCAGAAUGGUCGGUGCCCUGAAGACACCAUCCCGAUAAGGAGGACCACUAUGAAUGAUGUGCUAAGGGCUAGUUCAGUCAAAAGAUAUGGGAGGAAGAAGCAUAAAGACAUUCCCAAUCCUCUGUCAUUUGAUCCUAACCUUCUCAAUGAGAAUAAUGGCCAUCAGCAUGCAAUUGCUUAUGCUGAGGGUGAGAAAUACUAUGGAGCAAAAGCAACAAUUAAUGUCUGGCAGCCAAAGGUCCAGGAAUCCAAUGAGUUCAGUCUCUCUCAGCUCUGGAUAUUAGGGGGCUCUUUCGGGGAGGAUCUUAACAGCAUUGAAGUUGGUUGGCAGGUCAGCCCAGAUCUGUAUGGGGACAAUUACACAAGGCUUUUCACUUAUUGGACUAGUGAUGCAUACCAAGCAACCGGCUGCUACAACCUACUGUGUUCUGGUUUCAUUCAAAUAAACAAUGAGAUUGCGAUGGGUGCCAGCAUCUACCCAAUUUCGAACUAUGACGGAUCACAAUACGAUAUAAGCAUACUUGUUUGGAAGGAUCCCAAGGAGGGGCACUGGUGGAUGCAAUUUGGGAGGGACUAUGUGCUCGGCUACUGGCCUUCCUUUCUCUUCUCCUACCUGGCAGACAGUGCGUCAAUGAUCCAAUGGGGAGGGGAGGCUGUGAACUCUGAGCCAGAUGGUGUGCAUACUGCCACAGAGAUGGGGAGUGGGCACUUCGCUGAAGAAGGAUACAGCAAGGCGAGCUACUUCAGGAACAUUCAGAUAGUUGAUGGUUCUAACAAUCUAAGAGCUCCAACAAGGGUCGGAUCCUUCACGGAACAAUCGAAUUGCUACAAUGUGCAGAAUGGGAACAAUGGUGAAUGGGGGCAAUACUUCUACUAUGGAGGACCUGGUAGAAGCUCUACUUGUCCGUAGCCUUUAAGUAUUGUGAUUUGUUAACAUCCAUUGUAGUGUCGUUUCUUGAUUUAGGUUUGUUUUCUUGAGCUGUGUAAAUUUGGAGAGAAGCAGCCAUAUUUCUUAAGAGAAAUAUGGUUUCUGGUAAUGCUUUGAUGGAUCUGCCAUUGGUCCCUACUUUUUUUAGGGUACUUAGGCAAUGGCAGUGUCAAUGGCUGAAUGUUAUCUUGGCUCUGUCAAACGUGUGUUAGAUUUGGUUAUUGAGAUAUGCCUCAAUUUGUUGUCUAACGUUACAUCAGCAUUUCAAUA